Molecule: messenger RNA, 880 nt
Organism: Rubroshorea leprosula
Lineage: Eukaryota; Viridiplantae; Streptophyta; Magnoliopsida; Malvales; Dipterocarpaceae
Source: the annotation of a GenBank genome assembly
GAAAAGGAAAAAAAAAAUCAACAAGGAGGAAACAGAAGCGAAGGUGUGUGGAAUCUUCAACCUGCAGGAACAGGAAUCCCUCUUCUGGGGUUUAUUUUGGAGAGAGAUUCCCUUCUCCUUGCCUGGUUGUCUUUCCAUUCCAUAACAAAAUCCUCCUAUUCCUUUCUUUCCAGAACGAAUUAGAUUUAGUUUCUCUUUUAACCCCUUUCUCCAUCCCAACAGAGGACGCAGCAAAUUAGCUUCAUCAGGUUCUGAGAAAUUGUAUUUCAAUGGCCGAGGAACACAGAUGCCAAGCACAGCGUCUAUGCGCCAACAAUUGUGGUUUUUUUGGCAGCCCUGCAACGCAAAAUCUCUGCUCUAAAUGCUACCGUGAUCUCCAGCUCAAAGAGCAACAAUCCUCUUCUGCAAAACAGGCCCUUAACCAAACGCUUGUUCCCUCCUCUUCGUCGGCGUUGUCGUUGGCGUCUUCGUCGCUUUUCGCUUCAUCACCUGCUGUUGGGAAGAGCGAUUCGGUAACGGAUGGAGCGAGAAGGGAGGAAGCGGUGGUGGCGACGGAACAGGGGCGGACAGAGAUGCAGGCGAGUACUAAUAGAUGCUUGACGUGCAGGAAGAGGGUUGGACUCACGGGGUUCAAGUGCAGGUGCGACAUGGUGUUCUGCGGAACCCAUAGGUACCCGGAGCAACACGGCUGCUCCUUCGAUUUCAAGGGGAUGGGAAAAGAGCAGAUCGCCAAGGCCAAUCCCGUCGUCAAAGCUCCGAAGCUGGAGAAAAUAUAAAAAAGGAGAUGGUCCUGUUAAGAUUUGGUUGGCUGGUGGUGGUGGUGGUGGUGGGACGGUGGUUUGCGGUGGUAGUUGGGGAUUAGGCGCAUCUCUGUGUGAGA